Messenger RNA from Impatiens glandulifera, 804 nucleotides. RefSeq names its product protein DOG1-like 2. Gene Ontology annotation, molecular function: sequence-specific DNA binding. The record is from RefSeq and is a predicted model, not a curated record. Gene Ontology annotation, biological process: DNA-templated transcription. Lineage: Eukaryota; Viridiplantae; Streptophyta; Magnoliopsida; Ericales; Balsaminaceae. The coding region runs from base 1 to 804 and encodes 267 amino acids. The transcript has 2 exons.
AUGGAUUCUUCGACUACCAGCAACGGUAACACCUUCCUGAGCCGCUUCACCGGCUGCUACAUGGACUGGAUUGAACAACAGAAACAAGACCUCGAUGAACUCAACCAUGCUCUGUUGACAUCUGCCAAUGAUGACGCCAAUCUCCGUGUGGUCAUCGGCCGUAUCUUGGAUCAUUUCCAUGACUUCCUCCACAGGCGUUUGGAGCUCGUUCUCAUCGACGCGCCGACCUUGUUGUGCAAGUACUGGAGCAGCAUUAAUUUGGAGAGAUCCAUCCUCUGGAUGGGCGAAUGCCGCCCCACCAUGUCAAUCCGUCUGGUGUUAGCCAUCUGUCGCAUGGAGACUGUUGCGUCACUUCUCGGGGGAGUGAGGACCGGGAAUCUGGGCGAGCUGGAUUAUUAUCAGCUCAACAGCAUUAACACGCUCCUAUUGAAGACAGUUGAGGAUGAGGAUGCACUCCAUAGUAAAAUGGCUAGUUUUCAGGAGAGAACUUGGGACGAGCCAUUGAUAAGAAUAGUGAGGAAUGCGAACCGAGUUGGGGAGUGGACUGAGGAAGUGAGUAAGGCAUUGGAUGUAUAUGCAGCUAAUUUGGGGGAUUUGCUUAAGGAAGCAGACAAGCUGAGGAUGGACACACUCAAAGAUCUGGUUGAAAUUCUCACCCCAUUUCAGGCUGUUGAUAUGCUCAUCUCCUCCAAGAAGCUUCAACUCUCUCUUCAUGGAGACACCAACACCACCACCAACAACACCAACACCAACAACACCAACACCAACAACACCAACACCAACAACACCACCACCAACAACUGA